Messenger RNA from Psammomys obesus (fat sand rat), 2432 nucleotides. RefSeq names its product solute carrier family 17 member 8 (gene Slc17a8). NCBI's taxonomy places the organism in Eukaryota, Metazoa, Chordata, Mammalia, Rodentia, Muridae. The record is from RefSeq and is a predicted model, not a curated record. Gene Ontology annotation, cellular component: excitatory synapse; synaptic vesicle membrane. Bases 496 to 2265 code for a protein of 589 amino acids. Gene Ontology annotation, molecular function: neurotransmitter transmembrane transporter activity; L-glutamate transmembrane transporter activity. The transcript is spliced from 12 exons. Gene Ontology annotation, biological process: regulation of synapse structure or activity; neurotransmitter loading into synaptic vesicle; transmembrane transport.
UGUUGCACUGGUUUCUGUAGGAUCACCAGAACGGGGAGAGUGGGGCGAGCUGACAGUACCUCCUGUAGGCUGAAGGAGGCAGGAGGGGCUGGAGCUGGCCCCUGGCGGCUGCUGCUCUCGGGACCCUCCUGCACUGGAGCUCACUUCAGCUUCUCCAGCUGCGGCCAGGGAGACUGCUCACCCUGAGCCUGGCUGCGGGAGGCAACCGCCACAAGCUGCUGCUCAGCUUUUGCAAGGGGCUGGAUUCCUGACCAACCAGCAAUCCGUCACUGAGACUUGCUGAUUCUGGUGCGAGAGGAGAGGGUUUUCUCUUCUUGGAACACCUGAGCUGGGGCUCAGCGCCUUUCCGAUUUUAAGUAGUUCCCUCCAUGAGAACUGAAUCUCAAGUGUUCCCCAAGGGCAAAUGCAGUGCCUGGGCUGGAGAGCAGAGAGGAUGAGAGCUUUUGAGGCUGCCUGCUAAGGGCUCUUCGGAGGUACCCCUCGCCCCGAUUCAAAAUGCCGUUUAAAGCAUUUGAUACCUUCAAAGAAAACAUUCUGAAACCUGGGAAGGAGGGAGUGAAGAAUGCCGUAGCAGAUUCGCUGAGGAUCUUACAAAGAAAAAUUGAUGGGACUAACGAAGAGGAAGCUAGCAUUGAGCUGGAUGAAGAGGGAAGGCCUGUGCAGACAUCCAGGGCACGCCUCCCCACCUGUGACUGCAGCUGCUGUGGCAUCCCCAAGCGCUAUAUCAUCGCUGUCAUGAGUGGGCUGGGAUUCUGCAUUUCCUUUGGGAUUCGGUGCAACCUUGGAGUGGCCAUUGUGGAAAUGGUUAACAACAGUACUGUGUAUGUGGAUGGGAAACCAGAAAUUCAGACAGCACAGUUUAACUGGGAUCCAGAGACGGUGGGCCUUAUCCACGGAUCUUUUUUCUGGGGUUAUAUUGUGACACAAAUUCCUGGUGGCUUCAUUUCAAACAAGUUUGCUGCUAACAGGGUCUUUGGAGCCGCCAUCUUCUUGACAUCAACUCUGAACAUGUUUAUCCCUUCUGCGGCCAGGGUACACUACGGCUGUGUCAUGUGUGUGAGGAUUUUGCAGGGUCUGGUGGAGGGUGUGACCUAUCCAGCCUGCCACGGGAUGUGGAGCAAGUGGGCGCCUCCCCUGGAGAGAAGCCGGCUAGCAACAACGUCCUUUUGUGGUUCCUAUGCUGGGGCAGUCGUUGCUAUGCCCCUUGCUGGAGUAUUGGUACAGUACAUUGGCUGGGCCUCCGUCUUUUACAUUUACGGCAUGUUUGGGAUUAUUUGGUACAUGUUUUGGCUGCUGCAGGCUUAUGAGAGUCCAGCUGCUCACCCAACAAUAUCCGAUGCAGAAAAGACCUACAUAGAGACGAGCAUAGGAGAAGGGGCCAACUUGGCCAGUCCAAGUAAAUUCAACACACCGUGGAGAAGGUUUUUCACAUCCUUGCCUGUCUAUGCCAUCAUCGUGGCAAACUUCUGUAGGAGCUGGACCUUCUAUUUGCUCUUAAUAAGCCAGCCUGCUUACUUUGAGGAGGUCUUUGGAUUUGCAAUAAGUAAGGUGGGUCUCCUGUCAGCUGUUCCACACAUGGUGAUGACAAUUGUGGUACCGAUUGGAGGACAACUGGCUGAUUAUUUAAGAAGCAGGAAGAUUCUGACCACAACUGCUGUCAGAAAGAUCAUGAAUUGCGGAGGCUUUGGCAUGGAGGCAACCUUGCUCCUGGUGGUUGGCUUCUCCCAUACCAAAGGAGUGGCAAUCUCCUUCUUGGUGCUUGCUGUAGGAUUUAGUGGCUUUGCUAUUUCAGGUUUCAAUGUCAACCACCUGGACAUCGCUCCACGCUAUGCCAGCAUUCUCAUGGGGAUCUCAAAUGGAGUGGGAACCCUGUCCGGAAUGGUCUGUCCCCUCAUCGUGGGCGCAAUGACGAAGCACAAGACCCGCGAGGAGUGGCAGAGUGUGUUCCUCAUCGCAGCGCUGGUGCACUACGGCGGCGUCAUCUUCUAUGCGGUCUUUGCUUCUGGGGAGAAACAGGACUGGGCUGACCCUGAGAAUCUCUCUGAGGAGAAAUGUGGAAUCAUUGACCAAGAUGAACUGGCCGAGGAGACAGAACUCAACCACGAGGCUUUCGUAAGUCCCAGGAAGAAGAUGUCUUACGGAGCCACCAGCCAGAACUGUGAGGUCCAGAAGAGGGAGUGGAGACAGCAGAGAGAAGCUGCCGUCGAGGGGGAAGAGCCACCGUCCUACCAGAACGAAGAGGGGGACUUUCCAGAAACAUCCUAACGCCUACCUUCUCCUCAGCUGACAGUCGGAAGUAUCCAUGCCCAUUGCCUUUCCCACACCUUGGCUUGCCAGGGGGCCAAAUCACGGGGUUCUGGAGGUAGUGGGAGAGGAGGAGAUCAAAGUAACGGCAGAGAAAAGAGAAAUGCCUUCUUCCAGAGAUAGGACUA